GUUCACCAGUCUCUCCUCGGUUUUGAGUUGACCAGCCUCGUCAUGUCUCUCCCUCAGAGUUACCAAGCGUAUCGCCGCACCGAGGGCACCGCGCCUCUGACCAUUGAGCAGGUCACAGAAAAGCUCCCACCCGUCAAGUCGCAUGAUGUUUUGGUUCGCAUCCAUGCAGUCUCACUAAAUUACCGCGAUAUUGCCAUGUUGGACGACACCUAUCCGCAGCCGUGUCUUCCCCGCGGAAUCCCUGCUUCGGACUGCGCUGCUGAGGUUGUCUUCGUUGGAUCCGAAGUCAGCGGUUUUAAGCCAGGUGACCGUGUGACAGCCAUUUGGGAUUUGACCAACUUGGCCGGCACAGAGGAGCAAUCUCCAGAGGCUCUCGGUGGAGAUGUGGACGGUGUGCUGCGGCAGUAUGCAGUAUUCAACGAGCAAGUGCUUGUGCACUUGCCCGACCACUUGUCCUGGGAAGAGGCCUCUUGCAUUACUUGCGCCGGAACCACUGCUUGGAAUGCCCUCGAAUUCCCUAGGAAGAGUGGCACCGCUCUCCUUCAAGGUACCGGUGGUGUGAGCAUGUUCGCACUUCUGCUCUGCAUUGCCGCAGAUGUGCAGUCCAUCAUCACCUCCUCUUCAGACGAGAAACUCGACCAGGCCCGAUCAUUAGGGCCCCACGUCAGGACCAUUAAUUACCGAAAAGUUGCCAAUUGGGAAGAAGAAGUAGUCCGUCUCACCAACGGCCGCGGUGCCGAUGUCGCUAUCGAGAAUGUGGGCCCUGCUACUGUCAAGCAGAGUCUGGCCUCCCUUGCUCAACGCGGUACUUUGUCUUUGGUGGGAUUUCUUGGUGGUCUUGACGCUGAGAAAUUCCCUGAUCUUUAUUUCCCCGUCCUUGUCAAGCGUGUGACUAUGAGGGGUAUCGUCGUGGGUUCGAAGAUCGACCAGCAGGCUCUGUGCGACUUUCUGGCGGAGAAGAAGGUUUCCUUGAAGCCUCUGAUUGACGCCGUCUUUCCUUUUGAGAAGUCGAAAGAGGCUUUCGCUCGUCUCAAAUCAGGUAAACACCAAGGAAAGAUUGUCAUCACCUUGUAAGAUGAAAUAGUCACGAAGAAUCUUUGGGAAUGUCGUGUAAUCGUGUUUGAUAGAAAAUCGGGCAUGUACCUAAAGAAGGGUGGACGACUGAAAGGAUGACAGAAGACGGUGGAUGAUGAAAUGGGCAGUCGCUCACCUCUGCCGGUGAACUUCAGC
Aspergillus saccharolyticus JOP 1030-1 is the source of this 1230-nucleotide messenger RNA. Its product is annotated as zinc-dependent alcohol dehydrogenase family protein. The transcript has 4 exons. The coding region runs from base 43 to 1074 and encodes 343 amino acids. NCBI's taxonomy places the organism in Eukaryota, Fungi, Ascomycota, Eurotiomycetes, Eurotiales, Aspergillaceae. Gene Ontology annotation, molecular function: oxidoreductase activity. The record is from RefSeq and is a predicted model, not a curated record.